UCUGAAUACUCCUUCGUCUUUGUGUAACUGAUCCUCUCUCUCCGGCUCACACCCCCGCGCCCGAAGUUCCGCCAAUGCCGCCGCCGCCGCCGCCGCCGACCUCGCUCUCGCCAUCCUCCCCCACGCCUUCAACCGCACCACCCCCAUCCCCGCGCCAGAUCGCCGCCCUCGUGCUUAACCACCCGUCGUCCAACCUCACCACCGCAUCGGCCCGCUCCCUCUCGGCGUCCCUCCUCGCCGUCGCCCCGGCCCUCCCGACGCCCGUGGCCAACCGCGUCCUCAAGCUCCUCUGGCACCACGCGCCGCGCGCGCUCCUCUUCUUCCACUCGCUCCUCCACCUCCCCACCCGCGCGCACGCCGUCUCCCCCUGCACCAUCGACCUCGCGCUCGACCUCUCCGCGCGCCUCCGCCACCCACGCCAGCUCACCAACUCCAUCCUCGCGCUCUUCCCGCGCCUCCGCCUGCCCUUCACCCCGCGCACUUUCCCCAUCCUCUUCGAGCGCUUCGCCGCGUCGCAGCGCCGGCCCGACAUCGCCGUCCGCCUCUUCCUCUCGCUCCACCGCUCCCACCGCGUCGUGCAGGACCUCCCCCUCUUCAACUCCCUCCUCGACGCGCUCGGGAAGUCGCGCCAUGCCAGCAAGGCCGCCUCCCUCGUCCGCGCUCUCGAGCGGCGCUUCCCCCCGGACGUUGUCACGUACAACACCCUCGCCGACGGAUGGUGCCGCGUCAAGGACACAUCCCGCGCGCUUGACUUGCUGCGGCAGAUGGCCGAGUCCGGCAUCACGCCCACGAAGACAACCUAUAAUAUCAUCCUCAAAGGCUUCUUCCGUGCUGGGCAGAUGCAGCACGCGUGGAACUUCUUCCUCCAAAUGAAGAAGAGGGGGGCCAAGGACGAGAGAUGUAAGCCGGACAUCGUAUCGUACACUACCAUCAUUCAUGGGCUGGGUGUUGCUGGGCAGCUAGACAAAGCUCGCAAACUGUUCGAUGAAAUGUCUAAAGAAGGUUGCACGCCGUCUGUGGCAACUUGCAAUGCGCUUAUCCAGGUGAUAUGUAAGAAGGGAAAUGUGGAGGAUGCAGUCACAGUGUUUGAUGAUAUGGUUCGACAGGAUUACGUGCCAAAUGUGGUCACCUAUACCGUCUUGAUUCGAGGUCUCUGCCAUGCUGGGAAAAUUGACCGGGCUAUGAAGCUCAUGGAGAGAAUGAAAGAUGAAGGCUGUGAGCCAGUCGUUCAGACAUACAAUGUUCUAAUAAGAUAUUCAUUUGAGGAAGGGGAGAUCGAGAAGGCCUUGUGUUUGUUUGAGAGGAUGAGUAAAGGAGAGGACUGCCUGCCUAACCAAGAUACAUACAAUAUCAUAAUAAGUUCAAUGUUUGUGCGCAAGAGGGCUGAGGACAUGGCAACGGCGGCGAGGAUGGUGAUGGAGAUGGUGGAGAGAGGCUACUUGCCAAGAAGGUUCAUGCUCAACCGCGUUCUGAAUGGGUUGAUGUUGACAGGGAAUCAGCAAAUUUCUAGAGAUCUGUUGAGAAUGCAAGAGAAAUAUAGACGCCUGCGACGAGAAAUAAGAUUGUGAUUGCCAUUUGAGUUCUACAAUGGCAUAAGGAUACAAUGUUUUGCGCAUCUUGAGGCUUGGGUACAGAAGUAUGGUGCAACCCUCGUGCUUGGCAGUUCAUACUUGAUACUCCUGUGGUGGUGUUAUGAUCAGUCUGAUGUUUCAGGGACACUUGAUUAUUGGUUUUGCAGGUGCUGGAUAUCUAGCAAAGCAGUGUUGUCUUUAUUGACCUGACUGUGUGAGCGAACAUACUGCCAGACGCCAAGAAGAACCUUCUUGUCCCACCGAUGGAGUUGUUCAUGAACACAUGCUAGUCUGCCAGCCAGCCCAGUGUUCUGAACAUCCGGCCGUGAGGACUGCCAAGUUUCUUCGACCACGUCUCGGAAUAUCUGCUCCCUUAGCCAGUGUGUCUCAAACUGGAGAACCGACUUGCCCAACGAUUCCUGGGCCACUUCCUCAUGCAAGCACAUAAGUAUUGGUCUAUGAUCCGAUUUGUUAUAAAGUGUUCCAGAAUAGCGCUAGAGAACAUCAGAUUCCAUCCAUCAUUUAUCAGAACUCGAUCUGAUCUCUCUUUGAUCAAAGCUCUAUGCCACCUAAAUUUGUCCCCCGAUAAAACCAUGGUCAGAUAAGUUACUGUCUUCUCUGAAAGCCAUCGACGACACACCAUUCAAGGUGUCAACAAGUAUUAUGUUCGGUCGGGUGUUCACGUCGUACCACAAUAAAGAGGGCAAGUGCAAGUUGAAUGGGCAAAGCAAGUGGAGCCACACUGCUAAUUCCAUCAAACCGCUGACGUUGGAGGGGAUGAAGUUGAUUAGUUGGACAAGGAAGACCACGAAGAAGCUAGAAGAGGUGGCGUCCAAGAUGAUGGACAAGUUCAAGGACAUCAUGGCGAAGGAGGAGGCAUAUCUCAAAUGCAACGAGCUUAAGAAGAGGAAAAAAGGCGGAGAGAAUUAUGCAAUCAUGGAAAUACUAAAGAAGAAGAUGGAGCUUGAGGAGAGGAAGCUUGCGGUCAAACAAACAUGCGAGGACCAAAAUUUCUUGUACGUGAAAGCCGGCAACUUGGAUCCUGAUGUGGUGUAGUUUGUUCAUGAAUCGUGUGGUGGCAUCUACGCACACUAUGCACAAAAGGGAGGUGGAAAAGAGGCCGGAAAUUGAGUCAUUCGCUUUUGCUAGUGGUUCGAUGGUUGUACAAUUUUUUUUGAAGA
Messenger RNA from Triticum aestivum (bread wheat), 2752 nucleotides. RefSeq names its product pentatricopeptide repeat-containing protein At1g74900, mitochondrial. The coding region runs from base 75 to 1568 and encodes 497 amino acids. The record is from RefSeq and is a predicted model, not a curated record. NCBI's taxonomy places the organism in Eukaryota, Viridiplantae, Streptophyta, Magnoliopsida, Poales, Poaceae. Gene Ontology annotation, molecular function: protein binding. The transcript has 4 exons.